Messenger RNA from Tupaia belangeri chinensis (Chinese tree shrew), 506 nucleotides. Its product is annotated as defensin-5. The transcript has 2 exons. Lineage: Eukaryota; Metazoa; Chordata; Mammalia; Scandentia; Tupaiidae. The record is from RefSeq and is a predicted model, not a curated record. Bases 102 to 386 code for a protein of 94 amino acids. Gene Ontology annotation, cellular component: extracellular region; extracellular matrix. Gene Ontology annotation, biological process: disruption of plasma membrane integrity in another organism; defense response to Gram-negative bacterium; defense response to Gram-positive bacterium.
ACUGCAUCCAUUGUCUUCAGCAGACCUAUAAAUACGGGCUGACUUCUCACUUGUCACAUACUCAGGAUCCUGCUCUCCCAUCCUCCGGGUGACAUCUAGUCAUGAAGGUCCUUGUCUUACUUGCUGCCAUUUUCCUGGUGGCCAUCCAGGCCCAGGCUGACCCCCUUCCAGCAAGAACUGAGGAGGCUCUGGACCAGGAACAGUUCGGGGCAGAGGACCAGGAUGUGCCUGUUGACUUCGCAGGAGAAGAAAGUUCUGCUCUUAGAGCUGCAGGUUUAAGGAGUACUUUGACCUGCUAUUGUAGAAGUGGAUACUGUAUCGGUUCAGAACGCCUCAGUGGAAACUGCAAGAUCAAUAACAGAUUCUACUACCUCUGCUGCCGCUGAACAUCAAGAAGAGAGCAACAUGAGUUCAAAAUUUGCUUUGUGACCUAGAAGGAAACUGAUCUUACUCCUGUGCCUCUGCAAUUUCCUUUCUCCAUCUCAAAUAAAUUCCUUGUAGCAAGA